This is a messenger RNA of Thermothielavioides terrestris NRRL 8126, 1265 nucleotides long. RefSeq lists its product as uncharacterized. The record is from RefSeq and is a predicted model, not a curated record. Gene Ontology annotation, biological process: mRNA cis splicing, via spliceosome. The transcript is spliced from 2 exons. The annotation marks the transcript as partial. NCBI's taxonomy places the organism in Eukaryota, Fungi, Ascomycota, Sordariomycetes, Sordariales, Chaetomiaceae. Gene Ontology annotation, cellular component: spliceosomal complex; cytosol.
AAGCUCUCGCCUCCCGCCUCGAACACGACAGCGCCUGGCUGCGAUUGCUUACCUAGGUUGGUAAGCAAUCCAGCGUUCCAUCGUCAAGAUGAGCUUCGAAACGGUUCGGUCCCCGUUCGCGCUAAGCGAUUACAUCCUGCUCUCCGAGCACGAGGAGCAGACCCCCGAGAGCUUCUACGACGGCAAGCCGGUGCUGUACUACCAUGCGACAGGCGCAAAGGCCUGGAUUCCCAAGUCGCAGCGCGGCAAGCUGCCGUUCUUCCCAGCCGACCUAUCCUCCGCGCCCACAGCCCCGGAGAACAGCGCUCUGAGCGGUCAGUCCGAGGAGUGCGUCGAACAGCAAGUCGAUUUGUUUGUGCACUCACGACACCUCUCCAUCUUCAGCCCGGCCGCCCAGUGCGGCGCCUCGAUCCCAUACCAGCAAAUCAGCAUCCACGCGAUAAAAAACCUCCGCUCCGCCACGAGCGGCCAAACCUACCCCUCCGUCUACCUCCAGCUGGAACUCGCCUCGGGCGGCGCAAGCGACGACGAGUUCGACACCGUCGAGCUGACGCUGAUCCCCCCGCAGGCGCAGCCGCAGGCGCUGGCGCAGGCGCAGGCGCCGCCGCCGCCGCCGCCACAGCCCCGACCGGAAGACGCCCCCGGCGAAGCCCAAGCCGCCCAAGCGCCCCAGUCAACAGCGGCGAAGCUCUUCGAGGCCAUCUCGGAGUGCUCCAACCUCAACCCGGACCCGGUGCAGCUGGGGGACGAGGAAGAAGAAGACGCAGACGCGGACGGCGCGCAGAUCAUCUUCGAAGGGGACAGGGACCGCGAGGCGAUCGAGGGCUUCACGGGCGUGUUCGCCGGCGCGCGGGACGGCGGGCUGCCGCCCGCUUUUCCGGGCAGCGGGGGGUGGAUCACGGCGGAGAACGUGCAUGAGUUCUUUGACGAGGAGGGGAAUUGGAUUGGGUCUGAGGACGACGAGGAUGCUGUGGCCGGCGAGCUUGGGGAGGGGGCUGGGACCGUGCAUGCGAGGGCCGAGGACGAAAGAGAGGUUAAUGGCCAUGGAGCUGGCGCGGAGGAGGGGGACGCGAAGCGCCCUAGGAUAGAGUAGGCUUGCGAUGCGUGCAUAGUAUGGUUAUAUGCACGCAGGACUCUCGGGGGGUUCAGGAACGUGUUCAAAUCUACCCUUACAUAUACUCAAAUGUAUAACCCUAACCCCGAGCCGCCGUCCUUGGCGCGAGUCUUGUCCCUGGUCAUCAGCAGCACAACUCAGAUUUCACACU